GUAUUAACGGAAAUGACGAACCAAAUUAAACAAGUCUUUUACUGUGCAUGAAGAAGUCUGACAGCGUUAGCUUGUCUAAACGGCUACGUUCGGCUGGUGAAAUUUAACAGCAGCAUACAACUUCAUAUGAAGACAGCACCGAUAAAGGUACAUUGAGUCGACCAGUUAAGGUCGAAUUGACAAAACCGUCUGGUCUAGAAUGUUUACAGACAUGGACUACGAGUUGGAGGAGGACAAACUUGGGAUUCCAACAGUUCCAGGAACAGUUAUUCUGCAGAAAGAUGCACAGAACCUGAUUGGGAUCAGCAUUGGUGGGGGUGCCCAAUACUGUCCCUGUCUUUAUAUUGUACAGGUAUUUGAUAAUACUCCUGCAGCUUUGGAUGGAACAUUAGCUGCUGGGGAUGAGAUCACUGGAGUCAAUAGUAAAACGGUUAAGGGGAAGACCAAGGUGGAGGUGGCUAAAAUGAUUCAGGCUGUGCAGGGUGAAGUCACAAUCCACUAUAACAAACUUCAAGCAGAUCCAAAGCAAGGGAAGUCUCUUGAUAUAGUGUUGAAGAAGGUGAAGCACCGACUAGUGGAAAAUCUGAGCUCAGGUACAGCAGAUGCCCUGGGCUUGAGCAGAGCCAUCCUGUGCAACGAUGGAUUGGUGAAAAGACUAGAGGAGCUUGAGAAAACUGCAGAGCUCUACAAAGGACUGAUGGAGCACACCAAGCGGCUACUCAGAGCUUUUUUUGAGCUCUCUCAAACUCACAGAGCCUUUGGGGACGUCUUCUCUGUGAUUGGUGUGCGGGAACCCCAGGCUGCUGCGAGCGAGGCCUUUGUGAAGUUUGCCGAGGCGCACCGUAACAUCGAAAAAUAUGGCAUCCAGUUGCUGAAGACCAUCAAACCAAUGCUUCACGAUCUGAACACCUACCUGCAUAAGGCCAUCCCUGACACCAAGCUUACCAUACGCAAGUACCUGGAUGUCAAGUUUGAGUACCUGUCCUACUGUCUGAAAGUGAAGGAGAUGGAUGAUGAAGAGUACAGCUGUAUUGCCCUGGGAGAGCCCAUGUACAGAGUGAGCACGGGGAACUAUGAGUACCGGCUGGUCUUGCGCUGUCGCCAGGAGGCACGGGCCCGCUUUGCCAAGAUGAGGAAAGACGUGCUGGAGAAGAUUGAACUGCUGGACCAGAAACAUGUCCAGGACAUUGUAUUCCAGCUGCAGCGCUUCGUCUCAGGCAUGUCUCGUUACUAUGAUGAGUGCUACGCAGUGCUGAAGGAGGCUGAUGUCUUUCCCAUCGAGGUGGACCUCUCUCGCACCAUGAUCAACUAUGGCAGCCAGUCGCAGGCAUACACGGACGAGGAGGAGGAAGAGGAAGAAGAAGCUGGAGACAAGAGCUCCGCCCAGCAGACAGAGAAUGGGGCUGAGAAGUUGAUAGAUGAUGAAUGACUGAAUGAAUGAAUGAAUGACAGUAAAUGAAUGGUCAUACAGUUACACUCAGAGGCAUCAAACAACCCUUCCCUCCCUGAUAGCUGCUGUUCUUUCAUCCUAUUGUAUUUACCAAUCUUGAAGAUAUCUUACUUUCCACAGAUUGUGUGGGCAUUAUGUGACUAACAUUUGCAGAAUCUUACAGUGCAGAUUCUUGACUACUGUCUAUGACAGCACAUCUUCAUCUCAAUAUCUCAGAUCUACUGUUGUAUCAGAGCCCCAAAGCUUUUUAUGUUCAUUAAGCGUUGUUUGUUGUAAAGGAGUGGUUAACAUUAAUUUGUUCUGAGUGAAUGGGGGCGCUUGAUGCCUCUGUUGGAAUUGUAUUUUGGGUGCCUUUGACAUUAGUGUUUCACAAUACUUUCAAACCCAAUCCAAACAUGUGUGCAUGAAAGUAGUUUUUAUGAAGGUACAAUUAAAAGCAGAAAUGUGUAUAUAUUUACAGGUUCCUUUAAAGAAGGCAAAAGGCAUUCCGAUGAAAAGAAAAUUGAUUUUGCUCAUUGAAAUAAGCUCUUGAAUAAGAAUUCAAGCACUUUUAAGUUAGAAAAAUGUUGGACACCUUACACUGUUACUCAAAGACUGGUGCCACAUAAUUAAAUCAGUUUGCUAAACUGGAUCUAACUGGAUCUUGAAUGGCACAAUGUGUGAUUCAAUUCCGGUAAAAUGUGGACAUCAAAAUACACUUCUUCCAUCUGUGCUGCAGAAGCACUAUGUUGGUUGGCUAUGAUUGUUUUGUCCAAGUUGGUAUUUUUUCCCCCAUACAAUAUUUACAGCUUGAUAUUUUACAAAAGUCUGUUGCUCAUUCCACAUCACUGGCAACAUCUGCAGUCAUCAAGAAACACUACACUGCACCAAAAUAGUGUCAGUCCCCUGACAACCCAUCCCAUAUUCUCACUGAGGUGUUUGAGCCCAGGGGCCAUUUAAAAAAAAAAAAAAAAAAAGAUUUACAUUAUAUUUUCCUUAUAUGUUGUUUACCUUUAUCUCAGAUCAUGUAACUGUCUGGUCAUGUCUCAUGUAGUGUCUUUGUGCCUGGGAGAUACAAUAACAAUUAAGAAAUGUUUUUCUGCAAACAUAAUGCCAAAUAUAUGGCAGUUAAUUUUCAAAGAGUGUGUUUGUUCUAUAAAGGGUCAAUUAUGUGGAGUAAAAAUGUUGCCCUUUUCCACUAAGCACUACAUUGCAAGAUGGCCAAUGCCUGUAACUAGAUUGCACACUGAUAAUCAAGGGACCUAUUUAUCUUAUUUAUUUUCCAAUGUUGUUUUUUUAUUAUUGAAGAAAAUUCUAAACUAAUCUUUUCUAUUGCAUCUUUAUCGCUUUAUUGUGCUCUUUAUCAUUGUUUUGCCCGUAAUGUAUUGUGGUUUCUUUCCACCUUAUGAGUUUUUGUUGUAAUCGUUUUAGUUUUGAGUUUCAUCAAUAUAAAAGGUUUGCGGGUUCUUUUAUGUGGGUGGUAAAAAUUGUGUGUGAAGAUGUGGAUGUUUGAUUUAUAUGCAAAUAUAUAGUGUGCGUGUAUUAAAAGUGUCUAUAAAAUC
Messenger RNA from Alosa alosa (allis shad), 2991 nucleotides. It is a transcript of the gene pick1, whose product is annotated as protein interacting with prkca 1. The coding region runs from base 200 to 1429 and encodes 409 amino acids. Gene Ontology annotation, cellular component: trans-Golgi network membrane; postsynaptic early endosome; synaptic vesicle. The transcript has 13 exons. NCBI's taxonomy places the organism in Eukaryota, Metazoa, Chordata, Actinopteri, Clupeiformes, Clupeidae. The record is from RefSeq and is a predicted model, not a curated record. Gene Ontology annotation, molecular function: phospholipid binding; protein domain specific binding; protein kinase C binding. Gene Ontology annotation, biological process: dendritic spine maintenance; positive regulation of receptor internalization; intracellular protein transport.